GUGAUCAACAGUGAUAUGAACAUUUCCGAAGCGCUAGCGUUGACGUGCCGACCUUUUCUUCUGCUACUCUCCACUACUGCUCCAUGCUGAUUGAUUGGUAAUCGCCAAAUUAAGAAACGCGCCAUUCCUCGCAGGACAACCACCGCGCUCAUGCAGGUCGGUCGCCGGGAGUCACGAAGCCCAUAUUUGGGCGCCAAUUAGAGGAAGAGAAGGGGAAGAAGAUGAGGGCGAAAGCGCUCUCUCUCCUCCUCCUCUUGGUUGCCACCACCUUCUUCUCCGACUCCAUUGCCAUCGACAGCAUUGACCAGACCGCGUCCAUCACUGGCAACUCGACACUCGUCUCGGCCCGUGGAGUAUUCAGGCUUGGCUUCUUCAGCCCAGCCGGCAGCUCCGACGGCAGAACCUACCUCGGCAUCUGGUACGCGUCCAUCCCGGUACGGACCAUCGUGUGGGUCGCCAAUCGCCAGAACCCAAUCCUCACAUCCCCCGGCAUCCUGAAGCUCUCCCCCGAGGGCCGCCUUGUCAUCAUCGACGGGCAGAACACCACGGUAUGGUCCUCUGCCGCGCCCACCAGAAACAUAACCACCACCCACGGCGCCACCGCUCGGCUUCUCGACAGCGGCAACUUCGUGGUAAGCUCGGAUGGAAGCGGCUCUCCUCAGAGCGUGGCGUGGCAGAGCUUCGACUACCCGACGGACACGCAGCUCCCGGGGAUGAAGAUCGGGGUGGACCGCAAGAACCGCAUCACGAGAAACAUCACGUCCUGGAGCAGCACGACGGACCCCGCAAUGGGGUCCUACACGUUCAAGCUGGUCACGGGCGGGCUGCCUGAGUUCUUCCUCUUCCGGGGCCCGACCAAGAUCUACGCGAGCGGGCCGUGGAACGGCGUGAUGCUCACCGGCGUGGCGGAGCUCAAGUCUCCUGGCUACAGAUUCGCGGUGGUGUCCGACCCGGAGGAGACGUACUGCACCUACUACAUCAGCAGCCCGUCGGUGCUGACGCGGUUCGUCGUGGACGGCACGGCGACGGCGGGGCAGCUGCAGCGGUACGUCUGGGCUCACGGUGAGUGGAACCUCUUCUGGUACCACCCGACCGACCCGUGCGACAGCUACGGCAAGUGCGGGCCUUUCGGGUUCGGGUACUGCGACGCCAGCCAGACCCCGCAGUGCAGCUGCCUGCCGGGGUUCGAGCCACGGGAACCGGAGCAGUGGAUCAGGGACGCGUCCAGUGGCUGCGUCAGGAAGACCAACCUGAGCUGCGGGGCUGGGGACGGGUUCUGGCCCGUGAACCGGAUGAAGCUGCCGGACGCGACGAACGCCAUGGUGCACGCCCACAUGACGCUGGACGAGUGCAGGGAGGCGUGCCUGGGUAACUGCAACUGCAGGGCGUACACCGCCGCGAACGUUAGCGGCGGAGCCAGCCGCGGCUGCGUCAUCUGGGCCGUCGAUCUUCUUGACAUGAGGCAGUUUCCGGCGGUCGUGCAGGAUGUGUACAUCCGGCUCGCGCAGUCUGAGGUAGACGCCUUGAACGCCGCCGCCGACGCAGCUAAGCGCCGCCGACGCCGCAUUGUGAUCGCCGUCGUCGCCUCCACUAUUUCUGGCGCACUUCUUCUGGCAGUCGUUGUCUGCUUCUGUUUCUGGAGAAACAGGGCAAGGAGGAAGCGUCAGCAUCAGGCUGAAACGGCGCCAGGAAGUCAGGACAACGUGCUUCCGUUCAGGGCAAGGAAACACCCUGACUUGAGCUCAGCACAGGAUCAACGGCCCGGUGAGAGCAAGACGAGAGGCCAGGAAGAUCUUGACCUCCCUGUGUUCGAUCUAGCGGUGAUUCUGGUCGCCACGGACAACUUUGCGCCGGAGAGUAAGAUAGGAGAAGGUGGAUUUGGCGCUGUUUAUUUGGGGAGACUUGAGGAUGGGCAAGAAGUAGCUGUGAAGAGGUUGUCUAAGAGAUCAGCACAAGGAGUAGAGGAAUUCAAGAACGAGGUAAAACUUAUAGCCAAGCUUCAGCACAGAAACCUUGUGAGGCUGUUAGGCUGCUGCAUCGACGACGACGAGAGAAUGCUCGUGUACGAGUUCAUGCACAACAAUAGCCUGGACACAUUCAUAUUUGAUGAAGGAAAGCGUAAGCUGCUGAACUGGAACAAACGCUUUGAGAUAAUUUUAGGAAUUGCACGCGGUCUGCUCUAUCUCCACGAGGAUUCAAGAGUCAGGAUCAUCCAUAGGGAUAUGAAGGCAAGCAACGUGCUACUAGACAGAAACAUGAUCCCCAAAAUCUCAGACUUUGGUAUCGCAAGAAUGUUCGGAGGUGAUCAGACAACUGCAUACACCUUGAAGGUCAUCGGAACAUACGGGUACAUGUCACCAGAAUAUGCCAUGGAUGGUUUGUUCUCCAUGAAAUCCGAUAUCUACAGCUUCGGCGUCAUGGUGCUAGAGAUCGUCACUGGCAAGAAGAAUCGAGGCUUUUACGAUGUUGAUCUUGAUCUAAGCCUCCUCGGUUAUGCGUGGAUGUUGUGGAAGGAAGGUAGGAGCACGGAACUACUGGAUGAGGCAAUUAUGGACGACAGUUGUGAUCACAACCAGGUGUGGAGAUGCAUACAGGUUGCUCUUCUAUGUGUUGAAGUGCAACCUAGGAACAGGCCGCUGAUGUCUUCGGUUGUCACGAUGCUGGCUGGCGAGAACGCCACGUUGGCCGAGCCAAACGAACCUGGAGUGAACAUCGGGAGGGGUACAUCAGAUGCGGAAUGGUCUCAGACUCAGACAGAGCUGACUAUGACUGCAACUGAGACUAGGUAGCUUUGGAUGAGAUACAGUACACUGGACAGAAUAGCGCGGUCUGCCGCGUCAUAUUUUUUUUUGUUCACCUACACUCUAUUUUGCGGGACUUGGCUAGAUAUUUAUUGGCAACAAAUGAAUAGUAGUAUUCGUGAGUUCGCGUAUACAUAGUUACAUACCUUAGCAGCAAGGUUUCUCAGUAAUGUCAUCAGGACAACGUGCAAACCUGUAGAAUCUAGUGCAGAUUAUUUUCAUAUUCUAGUACUUAUUUAAUAUAUAAUUCUGUGGUUCUUUUCA
Molecule: messenger RNA, 3065 nt
Organism: Brachypodium distachyon (stiff brome)
Lineage: Eukaryota; Viridiplantae; Streptophyta; Magnoliopsida; Poales; Poaceae
Product: receptor-like serine/threonine-protein kinase SD1-8
Exons: 6
Coding region: 222-2789 (855 amino acids)
Biological process (GO): recognition of pollen; protein phosphorylation
Molecular function (GO): ATP binding; protein serine/threonine kinase activity
Source: RefSeq, a predicted model, not a curated record